UUUAUAUAUAUAACUAUGAAAAGUAAAGAUAUGGAUGCUCCUCCACUUAGUGAGGAUGAAUUAAAUAAAAUUUAUAAUUGGGUUGAUACAGUCCCAUUCUCAAGACCUAAAAAACAUAUAGGUAGAGAUUUUGCUGAUGGAGUUUUAAUUGCUGAAAUUAUUUAACACUAUGUUCCUGCAAUAAUUGAUAUACAUAAUUAUAGUAUGGCUCAUUCUGUUUAAUAAAAAUAAUAUAAUUGGAAUACUUUAAAUACCAAAGUAAUAUUAAUCAUUAUUAAUAGGUUUUUAGAAAGAUGGGUUUCUAAAUCACUUAAAAAGAUAUUGAUGCUGUUAUAUAAGUAAUCCCUGAAGCUAUAGAAAGAAUCUUAAAGGUGAUACAAGUUAAAUUAGAUAGGUUUUUAGAUCAAUAAGAAUAAAAUUAAGUGUAAACAUAAGAAAAACCAAUUGAAAUUUAAAAAAAUUAAAAUUAAGUUAACAAUUAAAAGCCAGCAGUCAAUAAUAAAUAAAAUGAUAAAGACAUAGUUAUUUAGGACUAAAAAGAAACGAUAGAAAUACUUGAACUUAAAAUAUAAAAGCUAGAAUAAUUAGUGAAAUUAAAAGACAGUAAAAUUCAAUAGUUAACUUAAAAGCUUUAAUAAGCAGGGAUAAAAUGA
This is a messenger RNA of Paramecium sonneborni, 653 nucleotides long. Lineage: Eukaryota; Ciliophora; Oligohymenophorea; Peniculida; Parameciidae. The record is from the annotation of a GenBank genome assembly.